Molecule: messenger RNA, 1822 nt
Organism: Cuscuta europaea
Lineage: Eukaryota; Viridiplantae; Streptophyta; Magnoliopsida; Solanales; Convolvulaceae
Source: the annotation of a GenBank genome assembly
ACCAAGUUUGAAACUUGGAGUGAGUUUCACACCCCUCCCCGGACCCCUACUACUCACCCGACAGCUGACCGAUCACCGUACAAUUGGCGAGUCACUGUUGGGAAUCUUUCCGGCUUUUCCUCACCAACUGCUCUCUCAAAGGAAGGUCAUAUAAGAUAUGGGAAACAGGCGGCUCGCGCAGAUUGAUACUAGUGAUGAUGAAGAAGAUGAGGUGUUGCUAUCUCGGGUGUACCGUCAUUCUAGCAACGCCGAAGAGAGACGAAGGCGCAAGAAAAUGAAGCUGGACGAAGAAGACGAAGAAGAAGACAAGCAAAACCAGAACAAGAGGAAGGCGGUACAGGAUUUAGGAAACGACAUAGGAAAGGAAAAGAAGAGCAGGAAUAACGAGGUAAAGAAAUCAGCGGAUGAAUCGGAGCCGGAGGAGGACGUCGAUGAGGAAGUUCAGGAAGAGGCUAAGCCCAUUGGAGAUGUCAUUAGGGUUAGUGGAAAGGCUCGAGGCCGCAGGAACCACUACAAAUCGUUCGAAUACGACGGACUCAGCUAUCAACUGGAGGAUCCAGUGCUGCUAGUUCCAGAGGAGCAAAAUCAAAAACCUUAUGUUGCUAUUAUCAAGGAUAUUUCUCAGACCAGUAAAGGAAACAUGAUGGUCAAUGGGCAGUGGUUUUAUCGGCCUGAGGAAGCUGAGAAAAAGACAGGUGGAAACUGGCAAUCACGUGAUACAAGGGAGUUGUUCUAUAGUUUUCACCGUGAUGAGGUGCCUGCUGAGUCUGUGAUGCACAAGUGUGUGGUACACUUCAUUCCUUUAAACAAACAGAUCCCAAAGCGCAAACAACAUCCCGGAUUUAUUGUACAAAAAGUGUAUGACACAGAACAGAGGAAGCUUUUCAAGUUAACAGACAAGGACUAUGAAGAUAGUAAGCAACAUGAGAUUGAUCUCCUUGUUCAGAAAACUAUGUCACGGAUUGGCGAUCUUCCGGACAUAGAACCUGAAGACCACCACCCUUCUUUCACAGCCAAUGAAGAUCAGUUGUUGAAGAGUAAACGUCUUUUAAGGAAAAAGAGUAUUCAUCUUCUGGAUGUAUCGAGAGAUGAUGAAGUGCCUAGCAGAUGUGGCCAAUCUCUUAAAGCAGAAACACCUGGAAGCUCUGCGUGCAAUGCAUCAGAGUACUUCACAAUCCUCAAAAGCUUCAAUGUCUUGACUGAUGCUGAUCACCGUAACAGGUGGUUGGAGAAGCUCCUUCAAGCGAUUCAGUUUAUGUGCAAUCCCUUGAAUGGUGAUGAUGGUAAUGAAAGAGGUAUUUCUGGUCAUAAUGAUCCUCCUACUAAAACUAGUUCAUCAAAAGGUGUGGAUGAGGACAACAAUUCAAAUGGUGAGAAUAAUUUUCAUUGGCCGGACAGCGCUGUUCCUGCUAUAGUUUCUCUUGAGCGAGCUGUACAUGAUGCACUUUCCUCAGAUUUUCAAAAGUACAACCAAAAGAUGCGGCAAUUAGUCUUUAAUAUUAAGAAUAAUGCACACUUAGCCCGACGUCUCUUAAUUGGGGAGCUAGAUGCAUCACAAGUAUCAAGCAUGACACCAAACGAGUUGAAGGAGGGAUUAACUUCAGAUGAGCUUGCAAGUAGGCAGCCUGAGGAGCAAGAGCCCAUUCAGAUGACUAAUGCUCGUUGCAGGCGGUGCAGUGAAAAGCAAGUUCGGCUGAUAGAUAUCAUCCAGGCGGGACACGGCGAUCGUUAUCAGCUGGAGUGUGGAGCUUGUGGGAACACCUGGUACGCAUCAAGGGAUCAAGUUGCAACCCUGACGAUUGGAGGAGGACCAUCCAUUGGC